This is a messenger RNA of Aspergillus terreus NIH2624, 1461 nucleotides long. RefSeq names its product chaperonin-containing T-complex subunit CCT4. Gene Ontology annotation, molecular function: ATP binding; ATP hydrolysis activity; ATP-dependent protein folding chaperone. The record is from RefSeq and is a predicted model, not a curated record. The coding region runs from base 1 to 1461 and encodes 486 amino acids. The transcript has 4 exons. Gene Ontology annotation, cellular component: chaperonin-containing T-complex. Gene Ontology annotation, biological process: protein folding. NCBI's taxonomy places the organism in Eukaryota, Fungi, Ascomycota, Eurotiomycetes, Eurotiales, Aspergillaceae.
AUGAUCCAAACCCCCAAGGGCAACACCAUCAUCACCAACGAUGGAAACACAAUGUUGAGGGACAUGAGCGUGAUGCACCCGGCCGCUAGGAUGCUCGUCGACCUGAGUGCCGCCCAGGAUGUCGAGGCUGGAGACGGUACAACGUCGGUCGUCGUCAUCGCAGGAAGCUUGCUGGGUGCUGCCGAGCGCCUCCUGUCCAAGGGUAUCCACCCUACGGUCAUCUCUGAGUCCUUCCAAAGAGCCGCCGCCGCCGCCGUUGAGAUCCUCCACAACAUGUCUCGUCCUAUCAACCUGAUGGACCGCUCGACCCUCCUCCAAGCCGCUUCCACCUCCCUCUCCUCCAAGAUCGUGUCGCAGCAUUCCGGCCUUCUGGGCCCCAUGGCCGUCGACUCGGUGCUGAAGGUCGUCGACCCGAAGACGGCGGAAAACGUCGACCUCCGAAACAUCCGUAUAGUGAAGAAGGUCGGCGGUACGAUCGAAGACAGUGAGAUGGUGGAUGGUCUGGUGCUCAACCAGCCCGUCAUCAAGAGCAGUGGAGGACCCACACGGAUUGAGAAGGCCCGGAUAGGUCUGAUUCAGUUCCAGCUGAGCCCUCCCAAGCCUGACAUGGAAAACCAGAUCGUGGUCAACGACUACCGUCAGAUGGACAAGAUCCUCAAGGAAGAGCGCCAGUACCUUCUCAACAUGGUGAAGAAGAUCCAGAAGACGAAGUGCAAUGUCCUCCUCAUCCAGAAAUCCAUUCUCCGUGACGCCGUCAACGACCUCUCCCUCCACUUCCUCUCCCGUCUCAAGAUUCUCGCCAUCAAGGACAUUGAACGUGAUGAGGUCGAGUUCUUGUGCAAGACCUUGGGCUGCAAGCCCGUUGCCAACGUCGACUCCUUCACCGAGGACAAGCUCGGUACCGCCGACCUCGUUGAGGAGGUGCAGGCCUCUGGUGCUCGGUAUGUGAAGGUCACCGGCAUCAAGACCCCUGCCACCGCAACCAACCAGACCGUGUCCAUUGUUGCCCGCGGUGCCAACAACCUCAUUCUGGACGAGGCCGAGCGCUCGCUCCACGACGCCCUUUGCGUCAUCCGUUGUCUGGUGAAGAAGCGUGCUCUGAUUGCUGGUGGUGGUGCGCCCGAAAUCGAGGUCGCCCAUGCGCUGGCCAUGCGCGCGCGCGAGCUCACUGGUACCGAAGCCAUCUGCUGGAAGGCGUUUGCCGACGCCAUGGAGGUCAUUCCCACCACGCUCGCCGAGAACGCGGGUCUCAACUCGAUCAAGGUCGUCACCGAUCUGCGUCACCGUCACGCCCAAGGCCAGCACAACGCGGGUGUGAGCAUCCGCAGCGGCGGUGUGAAGGACGACAUUACCGAGGAAAACAUCCUCCAGCCCCUUCUGGUCAGCACCAGCGCGAUCGAACUCGCGGCGGAGACGGUGAAGAUGAUUAUGAGAAUUGAUGAUAUUGCCUUGUCGCGGUAA